AUGUCUCCAAACGCCGUCUCGCGCCCGAGCAGACCGCAGGCACACAACUCACAUGCCCAUGAGAGUCGGGGUGACGGAGCAAGCAGUGCUGUGCAGGGACAGCAGGACACAUACAUGGGCGGCGGUUCGCGAAAUCCUUCUGAAGGAGUGGUAGCGUCGCAUUUCCUGGCACAGGACAGCGAAACGUGGAUGGAUUUCUUGAGAGAUGGUAGCGAAACGGGCGUUAACCAGCAACUACCUACCGGCGAAUUCGACCCCGCCACCGCUUCCGAAGCCCGCAUGAUCGCAUCCUCUUCGCGGUAUACUCUGCCAAACCGACCCUUGCCGCGCACUGACUCGUCGUCUUCUCGCAGCUCUGACCGCAAGCGACGCCUACCUGCGACUGACUCACCCAUGAGGCGGCCAUCGAGUAUACGGACGCACUCCGAGAAUGCAGGGAGCACGAGUGCGGACCCCAUCAUGCUGGAUUCGUCGCCUGCCUCAUUACGAGCACUCCCACCCACUCCACCUGUCCCGCCGCAAACAAACACUACGUCAGCGAGGAGGCAGAGCGACAUCGUGUUGCCCCCAUGGCAGCCAGAUAGCGACGUCACACAGUGCCCAGUGUGCAAGAGACCGUUUACUUUUCUUCUUAGGAGGCACCACUGCAGAAAGUGUGGACGAGUCGUGUGCGCUUCUUGCUCGCCACAUCGCAUUACCAUACCCCGCCAAUUCAUCGUCCAUCCGCCGUCUGAGACCCUAGCAAACUUCAUCGAUCUGACAGGAGAUGACGAGAAUGCCAUGUCGACUUUCGGCCCGUUCCGCAACCCAGCGCUAGGCGGGGGCGAAGAAGUCCGCGUUUGCAACCCUUGUGUGCCCGAUCCGAAUUUUAGCCCGCCGCCGCAGUAUUCAUCCUCUGGGCGCGAAUCCAGGUACUCACCACAAUACUCUUCAUCUCCCAGAUCAACUCAUGCCCCGCCACCCCCACCGCAUCCACGCGCACAUAGGUCUGCGUCAAGCGUUCAUGAUGCGUCGCGUUUUGCGGGGCAAGGGCAAAUUUAUGGGCAACGCAACUCUACGAAUGACAGCAACACAAGUAGAAGAGUGAGCUACAAUGGUAACUCAAAUAUCGGAGAGCGCCGAUUGCCUCCCCUCCCCCCUUCCGCUCAACAGCAACAUCCACACCAUCGUGCCCCACUCAUCUCGCAAACAAUGGUAAACAGUCGUCCUCGCCAUCGGUCAACCUUUGGUGCUGCGUCCUUUGCAGGCUCUCCGUUUGGACAAGCUACUUCGACCGCAAUCCCUCAGCCACUUCAACCUCAGUACGCACAGAUGCCUCAGCCUAGACGGCAGAUACCCGAGGAAGAUGAAUGUCCCAUCUGCGGAGAAGAGCUUCCGCCCAAGGGCCCUGAUGGCGAUGAUAGGGACCGCACCCAGCAUAUUGAAGACUGUAUCGCGUUACAUUCCGCCUCUCCAGCACCAAGAGCGGUUCCUGCACCACAGACAUCUGCAAGCCUCCCCAUCCAACGUACCCGUGGCAUGAGUAGUGCAGGCAACGGUGAGGGGGCCAGUAACAGAAUGAGCCAUGCUGCGCGGGGCAUGUUCCCGUACAUUGCAACCGAGAAGGAUUGUGUGGAUGAUGAGGGGAGGCAGGCGGAAUGCACCAUCUGUCUGGAAGAUUUUGAAGCUGGAGAUCGCAUGGCAAGGCUGGUUUGCUGGUGCAAGUUUCACGAGUCAUGCAUCAAAGAGUGGUGGGACAAGAAAGGCAGAGGAGCAUGUCCUACGCAUCAACUACAAGAAUGA
This is a messenger RNA of Exserohilum turcica Et28A, 1782 nucleotides long. RefSeq lists its product as uncharacterized. Lineage: Eukaryota; Fungi; Ascomycota; Dothideomycetes; Pleosporales; Pleosporaceae. The record is from RefSeq and is a predicted model, not a curated record. The coding region runs from base 1 to 1782 and encodes 593 amino acids. The transcript is spliced from 3 exons. Gene Ontology annotation, molecular function: metal ion binding.